ACGACCCCCUCCACUCCCCGCUCCGACCGACUGAUCCCCGAAACGGUGGCGGCGGUUUGUGGUCGUUGGUCUCAGGGAUUUAGGACCAACAUUUGAAGACCCGAAGGGGAACUGCAACCAUGAAUGAAGAAAAUAUAGAUGGAACAAAUGGGUGCGGUAAAGUCCGGACUGGUACUCAGAAUGAAGCAGCAUUACUUGCUUUGAUGGAAAAGACUGGUUACAACAUGGUUCAAGAAAAUGGGCAAAGGAAAUUUGGUGGUCCUCCUCCAGGUUGGGAAGGUCCACCUCCACCUAGAGGCUGUGAAGUUUUUGUAGGAAAAAUACCUCGUGAUAUGUAUGAAGAUGAGUUAGUUCCUGUUUUUGAAAGAGCAGGGAAAAUAUAUGAAUUUCGACUUAUGAUGGAAUUUAGUGGUGAAAAUCGAGGUUAUGCUUUUGUGAUGUAUACUACAAAAGAAGAAGCCCAGUUAGCUAUCAGAAUUCUUAAUAAUUAUGAGAUUCGACCAGGGAAGUUUAUUGGUGUGUGUGUAAGCUUAGAUAAUUGCAGAUUAUUUAUUGGAGCUAUUCCCAAGGAAAAGAAGAAAGAAGAAAUUUUAGAUGAAAUGAAGAAAGUUACAGAAGGAGUUGUGGAUGUCAUUGUUUAUCCAAGUGCAACUGAUAAGACUAAAAAUCGCGGUUUUGCAUUUGUUGAAUAUGAAUCUCAUAGAGCUGCUGCUAUGGCUCGGAGAAAACUAAUUCCAGGCACGUUCCAACUAUGGGGCCAUACCAUUCAGGUAGAUUGGGCUGACCCAGAGAAAGAGGUUGAUGAGGAAACCAUGCAGAGAGUUAAAGUUCUCUAUGUAAGAAAUUUAAUGAUCUCAACUACAGAGGAAACAAUUAAAGCAGAAUUCAAUAAAUUCAAACCUGGUGGAGUUGAACGGGUCAAAAAACUUAGAGAUUAUGCUUUUGUUCACUUUUUCAACCGAGAUGAUGCAGUGGCUGCUAUGUCUGUUAUGAAUGGAAAAUGCAUUGAUGGAGCAAGUAUUGAGGUAACACUGGCAAAACCAGUAAAUAAAGAAAACACCUGGAAACAGCAUCUUAAUGGUCAGAUUAGCCCUAAUUCUGAAAAUUUGAUUGUGUUCGCUAACAAAGAAGAGAGCCAUCCGAAAACUCUAGGCAAGUCACCCGCUCUUCAAGCCCGUCUCAAUGGUCAGCAUAGCCCUAGCCCUCCUGAAAUCGAAAGAUGCACUUACCCAUUUUUUCCUGGAACAAAGCUUACUCCAAUUAGUAUGUAUUCUUUAAAAUCAAAUCAUUUCAAUUCUGCAGUAAUGCAUUUGGAUUAUUACUGCAACAAAAAUAAUUGGACACCACCAGAAUAUUAUUUAUAUUCAACAACAAGUCAAGAUGGCAAACUACUCUUGGUAUAUAAAAUCGUUAUUCCUGCUAUUGCAAAUGGAUCCCAGAGUUACUUCAUGCCAGAUAAACUCUGUACUACGUUAGAAGAUGCAAAGGAACUAGCAGCCCAGUUUACAUUACUUCAUUUGGACAGGGAACACAAUCUCUUCAGCCUGGACUUAUGUAGAAGAAUUUGGAGAAAAUAAACAGGUCCUUUCUGAUGUUGCUUGAACUUAUUCUUCUGCAGUUGAUCUUAUUCCUGCUGGCUAAAUAUUAAGUUGCAUGACAACAUUAACUUAAUGUUUGUAUAUUUUAGGCCUCAUUUAUAGUUACAGGAAAAUAUUGGAAAAAACCUUACCUGUGCA
Messenger RNA from Rhinolophus ferrumequinum (greater horseshoe bat), 1736 nucleotides. It is a transcript of the gene RBM46, whose product is annotated as RNA binding motif protein 46. The record is from RefSeq and is a predicted model, not a curated record. Gene Ontology annotation, molecular function: mRNA binding. Gene Ontology annotation, cellular component: nucleus. NCBI's taxonomy places the organism in Eukaryota, Metazoa, Chordata, Mammalia, Chiroptera, Rhinolophidae. Bases 120 to 1577 code for a protein of 485 amino acids. The transcript is spliced from 6 exons.